Molecule: messenger RNA, 897 nt
Organism: Malassezia globosa CBS 7966
Lineage: Eukaryota; Fungi; Basidiomycota; Malasseziomycetes; Malasseziales; Malasseziaceae
Exons: 1
Coding region: 1-897 (298 amino acids)
Cellular component (GO): P-body; CCR4-NOT core complex; CCR4-NOT complex
Molecular function (GO): nucleic acid binding; poly(A)-specific ribonuclease activity
Source: RefSeq, a predicted model, not a curated record
AUGAGGAGAUGGCACAGUCUACGAAAAGCGAUCGAGACGUACCCAUAUGUGGCCAUGGAUACUGAGUUUCCAGGAAUAGUGGCGCGGCCCAUCGGUCAGUUCCGCGGGUCUACAGACUAUCACUAUCAGACAUUGCGAUGCAACGUUGACUUGCUCAAGAUGAUUCAGCUCGGCAUCACUGUAUGUGACGAGGACGGGAAUUUGCCACCUGAUACGUGUACGUGGCAGUUUAAUUUGCACUUUGAUGCGAACGAAGACAUGUGUGCACCGGACUCGCUCGAACUGCUCACAAAAGCGGGCAUCGACUUUGAUCGGCACCUCCAGUUUGGCAUUGACCAGCAGUAUUUGGGGGAGCUGUUGAUCACCUCGGGGAUGGUCUUACUAGAGGAUGUGCGGUGGGUCUCGUUCCACUCCGGCUACGACUUCGGGUAUUUGCUCAGGCUUGUGACGUGUCAGCCAUUACCGUCAACAGAGUCUGAGUUUUUCGAUCUUUUGCAUGUUUGGUUUCCUUGCAUCUAUGAUGUCAAGUUUCUUAUGCGCAGUUGCAAGACUCUUAAGGGUGGUCUUCAGGAUCUUGCUGACGACCUUCAGGUCAGCCGCAUGGGACAGCAACACCAAGCUGGCAGUGAUAGCUUGUUGACGGCGUCGUCAUUCUUCCGACUCCGUGACCGGUUCUUCGAUGGUGCUAUUGAUGAUGCGAAGCAUUUGGGUUGCCUUUAUGGCUUUGCAAAUGCCACAAGUGCCACAUUCACACCAUCAGGCACCAUCGUAUACCAGGCUUUGAAUGUCACAACGCCAGUUAUGCCGCAUGCCCAAACGGCGGCUGUACAGGCAUCGGCAAUCUCAGGUGGAAGUACGCCGACUGUCACUUCAUCACCGAUGACAACCGUUCGCUAG